GGCACCGGCUGAUACCUAGCUACCGAUACUAUCGGGGCACCCAGCGAUGUUUUGGCAGCUCCAAGACUCUCCAAUUUGACAAUUCUGAGACAUGAGCACAAACAAACACUCACGCAGUGCAUUCAGUUGGCGAGCGUAAUAAAUAUGUGGGAAAAUUCCCACAUAUAUACAGUAUUCAGUGCUAGUGCCGAGAACUCGCAACGAACGCGGACGCGUCGUUCACAUAUGCGUGAAAAACUAGCUGGCAACAACGGUGGCAAGUCCAAAUGCGAAGAAAAGCCAGUAAAUCGCGCGGCGAGUAAAGUGAACAAAUUCGGUGCAGACCAUUGCCGUUUCGGGGCGAAUAAUGUCUGCGUCUGUGAUAUGCGUCGAUUUGAGCUCGGAGUCUGAUGAGGAGUUUCAAAUUAUAUUUGCAGUCGCCGGCCAAACGACGACGACUCGAGGAUCCUCUGCGAGUACUACCGCCAUCCGGUAGGAAAAGUUUGCCUGCCAAACUUCUGAACAUACCAAAGGCCUCCCUGGGAUCUGCGAUGAUAGUGCCUAUUGCAGAAACAGGACCUGCAAGGGAGACUCCGGUCAUAGUGGAUCCUCUCCGAUCCAUGCACAUCCCCAGUGGAAUCACCGUCACCAAGCACCAGAAGAACGUCCUCGCCACAAACGGAAACCUGACCAUUUCUCUGGCAGAGAGCAACAACAACAACAAUAACAACAACAACAACACUACCAGCUUCAACAACAAUGUGACCCCGAAGCAGAUCAAUGUUGGCACCGGCCAGAAAGUGGCCUGGUCGGUGAGCAGCAAGGCGCCCAGUCCGAAUGCCGUGAUAACCACCGUGCCCAGCCACCAGGUGAGGGUGACGCCGUUUAACCCGAUUCGACUCGCACCCGGGUCAAAAAUAAUACCGGCGUCGAAAGCGACGCCUGCUAAGAUCCAACCCAUUCUUGGGAUGGGUCAGCCUCCGCAACAGGCACAAGCCCAGCAACCGAAGACCAUAAUGCUGGGUUUUGCGAAGCCCAAUACUGCAGUGGGUCAAACGGCGCAACACCAAAAACCUGUAUCGCUCCAAAUACACCAGAAAUUAGUUGCAGGACAGCAGAAAGUUAUGGCUUCUGUUAGCCAAAUAAAUCAGCUACCGUUGCAGCAGCAACAGCCACUUAGACCGGUGAGCAUUCAAUUGCAGCAGCAACAGAUCCAACGGAAUGGCCCAUUGCCUACACAGCAACAGAAGCCACUGGGAUGCCCAGUGCCUACGCAGCAAGGGAAGCUACCACGUGGGCCAUUGCCUACGAAGCCAGACGAGCCACUGGGUGGGCCACUGCCUACGGAGCCAGACGAGAUACUGCGUGGCCCAUUGCCUACGGAGCUUGACGUGCCACUGGUGGGCCCAUUGCCUACGCGGCCAAAACCACCGGUGAGAUCAAUACAACAGCCAGUUAAAAAGAAUACGGCGAUUGGAGUACAGAUUCCGCAAUCACAGGAGCCACUGGGUGGCACAUUGCCUACGCGGCCGAAACCACUAGGGGGCCAAUUGCUAAUGCAGCAAAAACCACCGGUGGGAUCGCUACAACAGCCUGUUAAACAGAAUACUGGGAUUGGAGUACAGAUUCAGCAAUCACAGCAGCCACUGGGUGGCCCAAUGCCUACGCGGCCGAAAACACUAGGAGGCCAAUUGCUAACGCAGCAAAAACCACCGGUGGGAUCGCUACAACAGCAGAAUACGGGGAUUGGAGUACAGAUUCAGCAAAUACCAAAGGUUUUCGUGGGACAACAGCCGCAGAAGGAGUACCUGAGUAAACUACAACAGGAGCAACAGAAGAUUCUUCUGGGGCACCUGCAACAGCCGCAACAGAAGACGUUCCUGGGGCAACUGCGACAGGAGCAGCAGAAGAUGCUGGGGCAACUACAGCAGCAGCAACAGAAAAAGAUCCUGGGGCAAUCUCAACAGCAAAAGGAGCCGUUGGGGCAACUACAACCUCAGCAGAAACCACCACAGCAACUGAACAAUUCACUGGUGCACUUACAACAGCAACAACAACAUAAAACUUCAGGGGGGCAACUCCAACAACAGCAGCAAAAUCAACCACAGCAGAAAAAUUCAAUGGUGCACGUAAAACACCAACCGCAACAACAGCAAAAGAAGACUUCAUUGGGGCAACUCCAGCAGCAACCACAACAGCAACAGAAGGCUUCAGUGGGGCAGCUGCAACAGCAACAGAAGACUUCAUCGGGUCAGCUGCAACAGCAACAGAAGACUUCAGUGGGGCAGCUGCAACAGCAACCACAACAGCAACAGAAAACUUCAGCGGGGCAACUCCAACAGCAACAGCAACAGAAGAUUUCAGUAGGGCAACUCCAACCACAACAGCAACAGAAGUCUUCAGCGGGGCAACUCCAACAACAACAGAAGAUUUCAGCGGGGCAACUCCAACCACAACAGCAACAGAAGAUUUCAGCGGGGCAACUCCAACCACAACAGCAACAGAAGUCUUCAGCGGGGCCACUCCAACAGCAACACAAGAUUUCAGCGGGGCAACUCCAACAGCAACAGAAGAUUUCUGCAGGGCAACUGCAACAGCAACCACAACAGCAGCUAAGUUCUUCCGCGGGGCAGCAGCAAAAACUACAAAAAGCGUCCUUAGGGCAGCAGUCAGCAGCUCAAAAGCAGGGAGCGGCCCCAGGGCAACAGCAAAAGUUACCAGUUGGACAAUCCCAGCCCCAGAAGAGAACAAGUGCUGGACUUCUUCAACAGCAACAGGUGCCACAGAAGAAAAUCGUGAUGCAACCGCAGCUUCCGAAAACAUCGGUGGUCCUGCCGCGCCCACAACAACUCCCGAAUCCUUUGCUCGUGGCCCAACAGCAAUCACCAAAGACACAGAUGGCUAUACAACUGCUAAACUCUGUGAUGGGUCCACAGUUUCCACCGCAGCAACCUUUGCUUCCCGUUGUCAAUCAAAUUACGCACAAAUCGAUGACUAUUCAGAGACUUCCAAUGUUGCAGACAACGCCGACCGUACAAAAAAUUCUACCAAAGCAGUUAGCUCCGCAGCAGACGCCACCACCCGCUCAUAUAUUACAAAAGCAAACAAUGCCAAACGCGGCCAUGCAAAAUCCUCCGUUCGCACACCGUCCACCGAUAGUGCGACCCAUGACGGUAGCCAAGAUCACGCCGGUGCCUACAAACAACAAUGUCUGCAUCCCGAUGAAGCCACAGAUGGCUAGAGCUGUCAGUCCCCCCAGAGACGCAACAAUGACUGCAGCCCGGACUUUGCCCUUUAAAAGAUCACAGCGCAAGGCAUCUGCAGCACCAAUGACUUCGACGCAUGUCCAGGGAUUCACAGCGAGUGCCACACCUCCACAGCGCCUUCUGGCCACUCCACCGCAUUGUGCCGCGGCCUUGAAUGAGCCACUAUUGCUUAACUUGCCGCCCACCACUAGCAUUACGCCGCAACUGACGCCAACGACAACUCCACCGCCCGCUGGACCAUCGGCAGCAGUUCAGCAACAGCAGCUGGCCAAGGCGGCAGCCAUUAAAUUGAAUUCCUUGCCCGGAGCGAGCAUUUCUCCAGUGAACAGGGCUCAAACUGCAAGCGCCAAGCGCAUACAGCCGAUUACCGUGCUCAAGAAAUCCGACGAGGAAUGGCGAAAGCAUCUCGAGCAGCAGCAGCAAAAGAAGCACGUACAAUUGCAGUCUUCCUCGAUGACCACAAUUGUCCUAGUCGAAUCACCGCCCACUACGCCGCCCACGGAUAAGCCGGAGCCGGAGCCGGAGCGCGGGCCAAUGACCGUGGAAAAAUCGUCGAACCAACCGAUGCCAACAGAUAAACAAUCUAGUGCAAUUAAAAGGCCCGCAGUCAUGAUUUCCAGGAAAAAAUCCGGUUCAGUUGUCACAGAAAUAGUGGAUUUAGAUAAUAUCCCGGAUAUCCCGGCACAAAAGCGCAGGAAAGAAUGUUUUCCUCCAAUUAAGAAUGCAACCAAGGCAGCACCUUCAGUGAAUGCCCCAUUUACAACUGAGUACGCGGCACUUCUUCGGCUGUGCCGCGAGGUGGACAAAUCGGCUGACAUGGAGCGCCUUGUAAAGGGAGAAUUGACCCAGUAUUACUACAGUGCGCCCGAAAGCUUCGUGAUGUCAUGUGGCUUUCGCAACCUGGUCACAACGGCCAUGGCGAUGAUCCAAAACGAAUCGUACCUGGUGUACGUACACCUAAAGUACGUGUUAGAUGAGUUAGCAUCGCGGAGGCUGACAAAAAUAUUUCCCACAGUGCGAGCAAUUCCGCCAGCUAGCCAUUUCCCACUUCCACCAACAUCGUUCACACCCAAGCAGCCAGCGAUGUUGAAUGCGCCGGAGCAGCAGACUGGGAUGGCGGGAAGAGAGCAGGAUGAUGAAAAUGAAGAGGUGACAUUGGUGAAUGUCCAGACCAUUUCUCCCGAAGAUAGGCGUAGGAAUGAGCGCAUACGCCACUUUUAUCGCACGCUGCAUGCUAUUACUAAGCGAAUAAAGAUGUUGGAGGAAGCUGAAGUGGACUUGAACGACGAGGACUCCAGCUAUCUUCAGUUGGAGCGCUUCAAAAAGCGCGCCUGCCAGAUCUAUGAAAAAAUCUGUGAUCUAAAGGGCGAGAGCAAGAGUGUACGUCGUCAGCUGAAGAAGCCCAUCCAUUUCAAGGAUUCGGACUAUCCACACUUCAAUAACUCGCUAUCGGCUUUUGUGAACAGGAUGCAAGAUUUUCCCGAUUACCACGAUGUGCUUCAAAUACUGGAACAGUGCAACAAGGAAAAGGAACUUGGACUAGCCAAGUACGAGAUGAAGAGAAUCGCCUACGAUGCCUUUAACAAAGUCGGCCGAAUGCUGCAAUCGCGCCGUAAGAAUGAUCUUUACGAAACCGUCACACAUUACACGGCAAAUGGCAAAGAUCCAGCGUCCAGUGAUCCCGAGCUGCUAGCCAAGCUCAAGGAAAACAACAAAAAGCAAACCAAAAUAAGUGAUAUCUUAGAAAAGUAUGCCCUCGAGCAAGAUCUCAAUGCGGAGGAGCGUCAGGAGGCGCGGCUCAAGGAGAAAAAGUUGAAGCAGGUUAAAGCGGACGAGGAGGCCGCCAAGCUGGCUGCACUGGCGGAGGACGACGACAAGCCCUGCACAAGUGCUCAGGCAGCAGCUAAGGCGGCCGCUCUCGCCGCUUUAAAAAGGGGUCCAGCAGCUCGUGGAAAUGUGAUUCGAAAAAAGCGCCCCGCUAAUGGACGGAUCUUAAAAAUCUACGACGACGAAGAUGACUCGGAGGAGGAAUCGGACUCGGAGGACGACGAUGUGGAGGAAUUUGUCAAUAACUUUCAAGCCAACAGUGAUGUGAGUGAUGCCGACUCCGAAGUGGAAGCAGUAACAUCACCAAAGAGAGAUGCCUUGCCGCUCGCCGAGGAGGAGGAUGUGAUAGAUAUAACGAGAGACGAGACUGGCAAAAAGAAUGACGAAGCCACGCCCAACGGCAGGCUUAAGAUUAUGUCCGUCUCUAGUCUGAACGCCAAUUUUGUCCAUGGGCAGGAUCUGUAUAGAAAGCCCAAUCCCAUGCCGUCUGCUAAGCCAGUCAUUGCUGACCAGAUAAUCAUUUCCGAUGAGGAGUCAUAGAAAGAGUUGUACCCGCAGACCUAGUUAAGUUAUUUAUUCAAUAUGUUCAGUUUCUUCCUGAAUACGUUCACUAAUUGUACAUUUUUCAACUCCCCUUGCUAACAAAAAUGUUAUGAGGUCGACUAUUUAUUUUUGAACAUUAAUCAUUAAAUUUGAUAACUUGAUUAGGUUUAUCCAGAAAUGUUUAAAUAAUUCAAGCGUUGAUGAGUUUACGACAAUUUUUUAUAGACACGUGAAAACCUUUUUUCAUUUAAAACUGUCGUAUAUCCAAAUGUUAAGUUCAAAAAUAACUUCCGCCCUUACAUUUUUGUGGUUGUUAAUCUUGGUUGCAAAUUCCACCACGCCUAUUUAUUGUAAAGCCCCCUACCUUUGGGUACAAUCCAGAAAACUACGGUAGUGUAUAUACGGAAUACUACUAGUCUAAGUUAGUCGUAGAAAAUAAACAGAACGGUGAGAAACGAUGACGCAAAGCGAA
Drosophila simulans is the source of this 6087-nucleotide messenger RNA. Its product is annotated as daxx-like protein. The record is from RefSeq and is a predicted model, not a curated record. Bases 390 to 5612 code for a protein of 1740 amino acids. The transcript is spliced from 4 exons. NCBI's taxonomy places the organism in Eukaryota, Metazoa, Arthropoda, Insecta, Diptera, Drosophilidae. Gene Ontology annotation, molecular function: histone binding.